UUAUACGCGGCUGGAUUUAGGAAGUUUAGCAGAGGAAUAUUAUCAUCGUCUUCGAAAUGUCUUUGUCAUGGACAAUGUGCACAUGUAUGACAGUUCUGUCCCUGUACAUUGGAGGAUGCCAGGCAGCAGUGGGAGAUGCCUGUCCUGUUGGCAACGAGUGUACAGUUACAGGGGAGACAUGUAGUGGUGGAGCAUGUGUCUGUGACACCACGACUCAUUACCAAAGUGGAUCAAGCUGUGUGACAAGAUUAGAUCCAGGAGUGACAUGUCCUGUAUCACCGACCAAUGCAUGUAAAGACAACUCUGUGUGUACCCUUAUUAGUCAGUGUACCUGUAACCAGGGCUACUACGACAGUGACGGUCCAUCAACCAAUAACGGGAUAUGUACUCCAAGUAAGAUGUUUACACGUAAAUACUAACAAAUAGUGAUGUGGUGAU
This is a messenger RNA of Mizuhopecten yessoensis (Yesso scallop), 438 nucleotides long. RefSeq lists its product as uncharacterized. NCBI's taxonomy places the organism in Eukaryota, Metazoa, Mollusca, Bivalvia, Pectinida, Pectinidae. The transcript is spliced from 3 exons. The coding region runs from base 57 to 419 and encodes 120 amino acids. The record is from RefSeq and is a predicted model, not a curated record.